This is a messenger RNA of Hirundo rustica (Barn swallow), 5719 nucleotides long. RefSeq names its product ADAM metallopeptidase with thrombospondin type 1 motif 5 (gene ADAMTS5). The annotation marks the transcript as partial. Gene Ontology annotation, biological process: extracellular matrix organization; proteolysis. Gene Ontology annotation, cellular component: extracellular matrix. Gene Ontology annotation, molecular function: metalloendopeptidase activity. The record is from RefSeq and is a predicted model, not a curated record. The transcript is spliced from 8 exons. NCBI's taxonomy places the organism in Eukaryota, Metazoa, Chordata, Aves, Passeriformes, Hirundinidae.
GCGCCGCCGCCGCCCGCACCUGCCGAGCCCGGCGCGCCGCCCGCCCGGCCCCCCGCCCCCGGGCCGCCCCGCGGGGCCGUGCGGCGCCUCGACCCGACCUACGCGGGGGGCGGCAGGGCGGGCUACGUGCUCUACGCCGGGGGACAGCGCUUCCUGCUCGACCUGGAGCGCGACGGGCCGCGCUGCCGCUACCGCGGCACGGUGGACGGCAGCCCGCGCUCGCUCGCCGUCUUCAACCUCUGCGGCGGCCUCGACGGCUUCUUCGCCGUGGGCCGCUCCCGCUACACCGUGCGGCCGGCGCGCCGCGCUCCGCGCGGGGAGGCCGGAGCGCGCAUCUACGGCGAGGGCCCGGCCCGCGCCCCUCACGUCUUCCGCAGGGAGCGCUUCAGCUUCGAGACGGUGCCGGCCCGCGCCAGCUGCGAGACCCGGGACCCCGCCGUGGCGGCGGGCGGGGACGGGCGGAGGCGGCGGCGGCGGCGCUCCGUGUCCCGGGCCCGGCAGGUGGAGCUGCUGCUGGUGGCCGACGCCUCCAUGGUGCGCAAGUACGGGAAGGGGCUGCAGCACUACCUGCUCACCCUGGCCUCCAUCGCCUCCCGGCUCUACGCGCACGCCAGCCUGGAGAACCACGUGCGGCUGGCCGUGGUGAAGGUGGUGGCGCUGGGCGACAAGGAGAAGGGGCUGGAGAUCAACAGGAACGCCGCCACCACGCUCAAGAAUUUCUGCAAGUGGCAGCACCAGCACAACCGCCUCGACGACGACCACGAGGAGCACUACGACGCCGCCAUCCUCUUCACCCGCGAGGAUUUAUGUGGGCAUCAUUCCUGUGAUACCCUGGGAAUGGCAGACGUCGGGACCAUCUGCUCCCCGGAGCGCAGCUGCGCGGUGAUUGAAGACGACGGCCUCCACGCAGCUUUUACAGUGGCUCACGAAAUUGGGCACUUGCUUGGGCUUUCCCAUGAUGACUCCAAGUUCUGUGAGGAGAACUUUGGCUCCAUGGAAGACAAGCGCCUGAUGUCCUCCAUCCUGACCAGCAUUGACGCUUCAAAACCCUGGUCCAAGUGCACCUCAGCAACUAUCACAGAAUUCUUUGAUGAUGGCCAUGGGAACUGCCUGCUGGACCAGCCCAGGAAGCACAUCGUGGGCCCCGAGGAGCUGCCGGGGCAGACGUACGAUGCCAUCCGGCAGUGCAAGCUGGCCUUCGGCGCCGAGUACACGGUGUGCCCCGGCAUGGACGUGUGCUCGCGCCUCUGGUGCGCCGUGGUGCGCCAGGGGCAGAUGGUCUGCCUCACCAAGAAGCUGCCCGCCGUCGAGGGGACGCCCUGUGGCAAGGGAAGGAUCUGCCUCCAAGGGAAAUGCGUGGACAAGACCAAGAAGAAGUACUACUCGGCUUCAAGCCACGGCAACUGGGGCUCCUGGGGACCCUGGGGACAGUGCUCCCGCACCUGUGGGGGUGGAGUUCAGUUUGCCUAUCGCCACUGCAACAACCCAGCCCCCAGGAACAACGGGAGGUACUGCACGGGCAAGCGGGCCAUCUACCGCUCCUGCAACGUCACCCCCUGCCCCGCCAACGCUAAAUCCUUUCGACAAGAGCAGUGUGAAGCAAGGAAUGGCUAUCAGUCUGAUGCAAAGGGGGUCAAGACUUUUGUGGAAUGGGUCCCCAAGUAUGCUGGAGUACUGCCUGGAGACGUCUGCAAGCUGACCUGCCGAGCCAAAGGAACCGGUUAUUAUGUGGUAUUUUCUCAGAAGGUCACUGAUGGCACAGAGUGUCGACCCUACAGCAACUCAGUCUGCGUCCGAGGGAAGUGCAUCCGAACGGGCUGUGACGGCAUCAUCGGAUCCAAGCUCCAGUACGACAAGUGUGGGGUGUGUGGAGGAGACAACUCCAGCUGCACCAAAGUCAUGGGAACCUUCACCAAAAAGAGCAAGGGCUACACGGACGUGGUGAAGAUCCCGGAGGGGGCGACCCACAUCAAAGUGCGGCAGUUCAAGGGCAAGGACCAGAGCAGGUUCACGGCCUACCUGGCCCUGAAGAAGAAGAACGGGGAGUACCUGGUCAAUGGGAAGUACAUGAUCUCCACCUCGGAAACCAUCAUCGACAUCAACGGCACCGUCAUGAACUACAGCGGCUGGAGCCACAAGGACGACUUCCUGCACGCCAUGGGCCACUCGGCCACCAAGGAGAUCCUGAUCGUGCAGAUCCUGGCCACCGACCCCACGCAGCCCGUGGACGUGCGCUACAGCUUCUUCGUGCCAAAGAAACAGGGGCAGCUGGCAAACUCCGUGCCCGGCGGCGGCGGCGGCAAAGUGACGGCGCAGGCCGCGCAGCCCCGCUGGGUGACGGGGCCGUGGCUCUCCUGCUCUCGAACGUGCGACACGGGCUGGCACACCAGGACUGUGCAGUGCAAGGACGGGCACGGGAAACUGGCCAAGGGAUGUCUGCUCUCCCAGAGACCCUCAGCCUUCAAACAGUGCUUGCUGAAAAAGUGCUAACCUGUGGUGGUGAGCUGCUUUCCAAGAGGUUCGAGGAAGCCGCUGUUGGCGUGCUGGUGUCGGGUCUGCCCAGACAGAGGGAAGCAAAGGCUUCGAUGUACUUGCGUUCAGUCUCUAAUUAUGGGCAGAAUCUGCCUGUUUGGACCAAAUGAAGAUGUGCACUGCUUUAAAUAAUAGUAGGGUGGUCUUAAUAUGUCAAAGAAAGUAAGCAUUAAAGUUGUUAUAAGCCCUCUGUGUCUGCAAAAAACGGAAAAUAAAUUAAUGCAAAAGAAGAGAAACUAGUGAAUGGAGGAUCCUGGGAUAUUUGAAGGUUACAGAAUCAUCUCCCCUUCUUCACCUACCUCUACUACAGUAAGUCCUUAGGAAACGUCACAAGUCCCCGUGGUCCCACAGUAGCUUAUUUUAUGCUGUUUUGUAAAUAUCUUUCGGUUGGUAUAUCAAUUUCUAUCACUUCCUUCUAUUAAAGAAAUCAAAAGACAAACUACAUAAGCAAAAUGAUUGACCAAAGUAUAUCUGCAGCCCUUGUGGACUUGGUCCAUCCUUCAGAAGGGGCCACAGAUGUUUUACUGGAAAAUGAAGAGCUUGCUGCUGGUUUUAACAAGUGAUACCUUUUGGUUUUGACAAAAGGAAAUAGGUUUUCGUGGUAGGAAUUUCCUGACAGUGUAUCAUUAGUGUCUGACAAAUCCUGUGUUUGCGCCCCGAAAUUCUCAGGAGGAGCCUUGCAGCAGCUUGCAGAGCAGGGAACCCCACACUGCUCCAGCAGCAGGAGCAUCAGCAGCUCCUCCCCGUGUGCGUGUCAGGCGUGCAACCUCCCUGGCUCCAGCUGGGUCACAGCCUGGGCUCCUCGUUGUCACUGAACGAGAGCUGCUGGAGCUGCUCCUCUCCAUGAAACAGAGGCAUGCUGUACUUUGUAGAAAACUGGUUAGAGAACCAAAAAUCACAGGUGAGGUAAUCAAGUGUCUUCUAACUCAGAUAUUCUGAGGCUGCGUUCAGCUGCUUUCUCUGGUAUUUUCUCUAUGGCUUCCACCUUGAAUUUAACAAUGUGUAAUGUACCUACAUCUUUUCAAGAGGCUAUCAAGGUCAAAAAAACACAGCAAGCAGUUAAUAUUUUAUCACUGUUUUGUCCAUCGUGUCUAACUCUGGUAUUCAUCUUACCAGCAAAAGUUUGUAACUAUUUGUCUUUUUUUAUUUUCGAUUGUUUUGUGUGUUUUGGUUUUUUUUUUUUAAAGAAGGCAUUCAUGUUCUGUAUAUCUACCACAUUUGGGAGGAAGAGGGGUCACUAGGAAGUCAAACCACAUCAGGAUGUGGAGGACUUGUCCAAUAUCAAUAAGACUGUUUCCACAGCACAGGCAGUAGCUGGUAACAGUUUUCCUUGGCAGCAAUUUCUGAAUCCUGUUAUUGUCUUGUGGAAGUUCUGUGACUGAGGCUGGGCAUUUUACCUUGUGCAGGUGGAGGCCUGAGACCAGCCCCGGUAAAAUUGCUCUCUUUAAUAUCAGCAGGCUUUGAAUUAGACCCUAAGAUAACAGAUGCCAAAAGAAAUGGUUAAAAAACACUGACGAAAGUAGAACCCCAUCUUUUACGUCUUUAUUCAUCCAUACAGGAGAGUAGGAGACUGCAAGAGGAUUUUCAGAAGAGCCUCAGCUGUAAGUCAGUGUUACUUGAGCACUGAAACACCUCAGGCUCUUCUGAAAAUCCCAGGCAUGAAAUCAGCAGGAAAACUUGCUGGAGUGUGGAGCAAGAAGGGCAGGUCUGACUCCAGGCUGACACAAACAUGUUUUUGCAACUGUGGCAUGUUUGUGUGAACUCUAAAAAAUCAUGUGACGAUUUCAAAACAUCAUAGAGUUGCUACAUCUACAACUGUGAAAUCUGGAGAAGGAUCUGGUUUUUUACCCUGUUUUAAAUAAACAGUACCAAGGGCAGGGCCUCCUCCUCUGUUCAGUGGAUUGCCAACAAAUGUUAUUAAUCAGCUUUCAAAAAUGGCGUGGCCUUCUGUUCAGGAGCAGACCCUAUGCAAAACUGUGGCUCUUGAGGAAUACUCCCCAUUUAUUCUUGAUCCAAGUUGAAGAACCGAGGUCAAGGCUCAGAAAAUUUGCAGAGUGCUGGGAAGUAAAUGUUUAUGCCUCCUCUGCCUGUUAAAACAAGAUCACUUUGAAAUGCCUUAUUUUUCCUUCAAAAUAAUCUGAUUUUGAUGCUUAUAUGUGUAUUACACAUGUCCCAGAACCUCUCCAAAAAGUCCAUAACAAAUAGAAACUAUCUUGAGAUGAAAAAUCAGGAGAUUUAAUGUGUCUCAGCAUAGAUAACAUUUGUCUCAGCAUACAGCUGCUGCAUUAAGUGGUGUUUGUGUUCUGUCCAAAUAGAGACAGAAUGUGCAAGUAUUUGUGUUUGCAUCGUGAUAAUAAUUUAUUAUAUGUUCAUCAGGCUGAGUAAAGGUUUUGGAUGCUAUCUAGGCAUGCCAUAUGCGGGUAUAAAUUCAGAUCUUCCUUAGAUCAAGAGUAUCUUUUAAAAAUGAAAGAGUUUACUUGGAAAUGAACACGAGAGGAAACCCCUGCAGUGAUUUUCACCAGUGUAGCAAUGAAGCGAAUUAACACGAGCAAAGAUGUGAGGGAGCAAAGAGGACAGACCAAGGCAGCACCCUAAAAGUGUAAGAUAAAGGGUAAGUGAAGCCUUGCUUUUCCAGGCGUUCCUAAAUCAGAUCCAGUUCCAAACCUUGCCCGUGGCAGUCACGGCUGUCCCGUGUACCUGAUGAAUGAGGAAUUGGUGCAGGGUCUGUUCUCAGCCGAAUCCCGUGUCACUCGCACUGUGACAUCAUUGUUUACAUUUCUACCCAGUGCUGCACAGCUGGAUUCAGCAAAUGCACCAAGGGGAUGGAAACCUGGGACUCUGCUCUCGGCACAGCCAGGAACGAUCCCAGUGUUAAAUUCACUCUCACUUUGGGACGCUCUUCCAGUGCCCUUAGGUGAAUUUGGACCCCUGAGCAUCCGUGGGGUUUACAGCAGCUGCUUUUCAAGUAGGAUAUUCUCAUUAGGAAAAAGCCUGGCAUCUUUGGUUUGACUGUGUACAGGAAAUUGUUUAGCUGCCCUCCUGUGGAAACAGUUUUAUCGCAAGGGGAAGAGGGAAUAAUCUUGUGGAUUAAAAACAACUGUUUAAAAAAAAAAAAAAAAAAAAGAAAAGGCAACACAGCACUGAAAAAAAAUAAAAUAAUUUAUUGUUUUUACAACUGGUAUGUGAA